UAUAGUUUUAUAGUUUUUAUUCUGUGGUUUAGUUCUGUGGAGGAACACGACUGGAGGUUGUAAACUUUUACCAUAAAAAUUAAACAUACGCGUAUUUCAUGUAUUCUGUCUUGGAACUGACCACUACAUCCGCGGUGCUCUAGAACCAUGAACCUUGUUCUAUUAACUUGAAUAAAUUCUAGACGAACUCGAAUAUUGAAGAUCGUGAGAUACAUACGAGUUAAAUUUAACGCACCUUUUGCACUGAGAGCAAAAACGUAUUCUAUUUGACCAAUAUUCAGUGAAAUGGUGCAGUGUUUUGUAUUCGAUUUUUUAAUGCACUGUCAAUACUCGUGUGCACUCAUUGCGCACUUUCUGCACCUCCAAUUUUAAAACUAUAGUACGACAAUCGCGUAGUCGCGUAAUGCCAGUCGUGGUUUAGUGGAAUUUCAGUGCUCACUAUUUUGUCAAAUCGAAAACGUUUAAGGUAUAAUGCAGAUAAUAAUUAUCUAGGGGAGGCGUGAGACCAAAUUUAAUCUAUUCUGCGUCCAUAGUAUAUAAUAUACUGGUGCUGUAAAGUUAAAAUAUUCGAAAACCGCAUUAAGAAAAAUAUAAAAACACAGUAUGGAAGCGUCUAGAACAACAGUUAACGAUUCUACAAUAAAUUCCAAGUAUGAUUAUUUAUUAAAUAGACUGUUAACGAUUCCACUUAUCAGAUGUGAUGAUAAAGUUACAGUUAUUAAACAGGAGUUUAUUUAUACAAUAGACCAUAGAAAUGAUCAUCAACUAUUAAAAAUCAAGUGUGAUCAAGUAUUUAAUACAGUUAUUAAACAGGAAUCUAUUGAUGAAAUUCACCAUAAUAAUGGUCUUCAAUUAUUACAAAUCGGAACCAUCUGUCAAGCUGAAGAAGAAGUCACGACAAUUGAUACCGAAAUUAAAGUGGAAAAAGAUAAUAUUGAUGGCUGUGAAUUUGAAGGAACCGUUUUUAACGAAAGCCAUUCAUCGAAGCUCAUCACUCCUAUGAGUUCGGACAAUAGAUCUAACCUACGGGAUAAUCAUCAAAAAUGCAACAUCUGCAAUUUAUCGUUUAUUUCAAAAAAACUUUUGACAAGUCAUAUGAAGAUUCAUACCAGUAAAAACAAAGAGACAUUCGCUUGUGACAUUUGUAAGAAAUCAUAUAAUAUGAAAUCAUAUUUGACGAAACACUUACUGCUUCAUAUCGGAGAAAACCCUUUUAUAUGUACCGUCUGUAAUAAAACAUUUAGUGAUAAAAAAAAUUUAAAUAUCCAUAAGAGAACACAUUCUAAAAAAAAAGUAUAUAAAUGUGAUAUCUGUGAUAAAGCAUUAUCUUCUUCAGCAAGUUUAAGAAGUCAUACAAGGAUACAUACCGGAGAAAAGCCUUUCAAAUGUGAUUUCUGUAAAAAAGUAUUUACUACGAAACCAAAUUUAAGUGCACAUACAAGGACACAUACUGGAGAAAAACCGUACAAAUGUGAUAUCUGUGACAGAAGGUUUACUGAAGCUAAAAGUGCUCAUAAUCAUAUGAGAACACAUACUGGUGAAAAACCUUUUAAAUGUGAUAUCUGUGAUAAACGGUUUUCUCAUGCAUCAUCACUGAAAGAUCAUUCAUGGAAGCAUACAAAUAAGAAACCUUUUAAAUGCAAAAUCUGUUCUAUAGAAUUGACUAAAAAAUCGAGUAUGAAAAUCCAUAUGAGAACACAUACUGGAGAAAAACGUUUUAAAUGUCAUUACUGUUCAAAAUUAUUUUAUCGUGGAGAACAUUUAAGAACUCAUACAAUGAUACAUACCGGAGAAAAGCCUUUCAAAUGUGACAUAUGGUCAAAAGCAUUUUCUUCUAAAUCAGGUAUUAUUAGCCAUAUGAGAUCACAUACUGGUGAUAAGCCGUAUAAAUGUGAUAUCUGUGAUAGUAGAUUUUCUUUUUUGUCAAGAUUAAAUGUUCAUACAAAGACACACACCGGAGAAAAGCCUUUUAAAUGCAACAUCUGUUCAAAAACAUUUCAUAGUAAACCAAAUAUGGUUCUCCAUAUGAGAACACAUACUGGCGAUAAGCCGUAUAAAUGUGAUAUCUGUGAUAGAAGGUUUACUCAAAGACACCAUUUGAAAUAUCAUAAAUCAAUACAUACAGAUGAUAAGCCUUAUAAAUGUGACAUUUGUUCUAAAACGUUUGGUGUAAAAUGUAGUCUUAAAACUCAUAUUAUAUCAAUUCAUACUAGAGAAAAGCAAUUUAAAUGUGAUAUCUGUGGUAAAGGGUUUUAUCUUGCUAAAAUUUUAAAAAGGCAUACAAUGAUACAUACCAAUAAAAAGGCCUCCUAAAUGUAACAUCUGUUCAAAAACAAUUACUUUAAAACCAAUGCGGAAAAUUCAUAUAAGAUAACAUAUCGAUAAAAAGCCGUAUACAUGUGAUCUGUAAUCCAGUGUUUUCCUGUGCAGAACAUUCAUAAACCUUAGGACACGACAUAUUAUAAAAAAAUGUCUUUAAAAUUAUAUCUAUUCUAAAGUAUUUAUUGAUAAUUAGUUAAUUUUUUUUAGUCAUUCUUUAAUAUUUUAAAGUAUCAAUUUAUUAUUAAGUAUAAAUAUACAUUAAAAAAUCUAUUUAAUUUAGUUUAUUGAAUUUAGUACUUCUUAAUUUCAUCGCAAUAAGCAUUUUAAAAUUGACUUUAUAAAUCUACGUUCAAUCUACGGUAGUUAAAAAAUCUAUACUUGACAAAAAAAUCUAUUCAUUAAGAAAAUCUUUUUAAUAAAGAAAUGUACAUUUGAUAAGUCGGAUAAAAAAUCUAUAUUUGUUAAAAAAAAAUAUUCAUAAAAAAACGAACACAAUUAUUUUUAAAUAUUAUUAAUGUAUUAACAGCUUAGUUUAAUUAAUUGUUUUGACAUAUUAUAGUUUCAUUAAUGAAUUGUUUUGAUUUAUGUUAUUCAACAAUUUUCUUUGAUAUUAUGUAGAUAAAAAUUAGUUUUCCCGUGGUAGUGUAUGGUACUACAGUCGAAAAAUCAGAUUUUCAGGAGAAUGGGUGAAGUAUCAUAUAAUUAUUAUAAAGUUAUCACUUAGAGCGGAUUUUGAGAAAUACACCAACGGAUAAGGGUUUAACUUACAAACUCUGAAAACCAACUUACAAAUACUUACAAAUGAAUAUCUUUAACUUACAAUUGGUCCCGAUCGAUUUGCCCGAUAUGGGGGGGGGGGGGCAACUUCACACACGUAAUUUAUAAGCUUUUAUAAUUUAUAAUUUAUUAUAAUAUUAUUACCUACUAUUAUUAUUAUUGUUUUUUUAAUUUAUUAUUAUUAAUAUUAUUAUUAUUAUAUUGUAACGUAAUUUUUCAUUGUAAGGCCCCUGAAUAAUGUUAAACUAUUCCCCUUUAAUAUUUACUGUUUUAUAAAAUGCUAUUACAAUUUUAUUAUUCAAAAAAAUAUGUUUCCGGUAUUAGUAUUAUUAAUAUAUAUUUUCCAUAUUGACAUAUUUUAUUAUUAUGAACUAUUAUUAUAUAUAUUGUAUAUUUAAAUUUUAAAUUGUAAAAUUGUGUGCCUGAAAUAUCAAAAA
Messenger RNA from Metopolophium dirhodum (rose-grain aphid), 3536 nucleotides. RefSeq names its product zinc finger protein 235-like. The record is from RefSeq and is a predicted model, not a curated record. The transcript is spliced from 6 exons. Gene Ontology annotation, molecular function: RNA polymerase II cis-regulatory region sequence-specific DNA binding; DNA-binding transcription activator activity, RNA polymerase II-specific. Lineage: Eukaryota; Metazoa; Arthropoda; Insecta; Hemiptera; Aphididae. Gene Ontology annotation, cellular component: nucleus. Gene Ontology annotation, biological process: regulation of transcription by RNA polymerase II. Bases 604 to 2313 code for a protein of 569 amino acids.